Knipowitschia caucasica is the source of this 1380-nucleotide messenger RNA. The record is from the annotation of a GenBank genome assembly. Lineage: Eukaryota; Metazoa; Chordata; Actinopteri; Gobiiformes; Gobiidae.
AUGGACUCCAGAUACAUUAUGGACAAGUCAAGGGUCAGCGGCGUGGACUACAGCUUCAGGACAGGCCGGUCCGUGCGCAGUCCGCCUGACAGACACGGCACGGUUCUCUACACGUUCGUACUGGACUCGGCGGCUGAGGGCAAAGGCGAAAACCUUGCUGCAAAAGGGAUCGGGCUGUCUGCAGAUGGAAGGCUAUUACACGUCGUGGAGAAGAUGAGCCGGAGGGAGCAACAUGAUGCUGGAUUGGUAGAGGGUCUCAGGAUGGCCACCCCCCCUCACUGCCCUGGACUCAAUGGGCAGGUGCCAAGAGGACUCAUGCACUUGGACAUCAGGAACCCAGGGGCCCAGGCCGAGCUCCAGGGCCAAGGCAGCACCCCGACAGAGCGACAGCCCCACUCCAGCCACAUCCCAGUGCCCAGGAACCGGAAGCCAUCAGGCCACGCAGAUAAGGAGGUGAUGGCUGCAACCGUCCUGACCUCUCUGUCCACUUCACCAAUGGUGCUCCAGCCUUCCUCUGCUCCGACAGUCCCAGAAGCAGCGAACAGAGGAUGGAAAGAGGUGCUCUCUGCCAGCUACAGCAGCUCCACCAGCGGAAACUGGAGCUGGGACGCCAGCGACCAAUCAGUGCCCUCCACACCGUCGCCACCUCUCUCCAACGACAGCAACAAGAACUUCCUGCUCUCGUCCAACAAUGAUGACAUCAGCGACGACAUCCACGAGAGCACGCACUUCAUGUUUGAGGACCCCAUCCCCAGGAAACGAAAGAACUCCAUGAAGGUGAUGUUCAAAUGCUUGUGGAAGAACUGUGAAAAAGUCCUCAGCACCUCCUCAGGGAUCCAGCGACACAUCCGCACCAUGCACCUCGGCCGUAACAGUGACUCCGACUACAGCGACGGCGAGGAGGACUUCUACUACUCCGAGAUCGAGGUGAACAUGGACAGUCUGACCGAGGGCCUGUCCAGCCUCACGCCCACCUCCCCCACCACGACCGCUCCUCCGCCGGUCUUCCCUUCGCUGCUUGUCGACGUCCCGCACUCGGAACACAUUGAGGUGACCGGCCCGCACAGCCACGCCCCCUCACUGCUCAGCCAAUCAGCUCCUUCCACCCUCUGCCACAUCCGCACGGACCACGCCUACCAGGGCCCUGUGAACCAUGUCCGACCCGUGAGCACCGGAGAGAAGCGUCAGCCUGCCAUCAGUACGCACACAGCUGUUACCAAAAGCCAUGCAUUCGUCACACCAGCUACAAAAGCCACGCCAGGAACCAGGAAACCCCGCGGCGAGGCAAAGAAGUGUCGGAAAGUGUACGGCAUGGAGAAGAAGGACAUGUGGUGCACAGCCUGCCGCUGGAAAAAGGCCUGUCAGAGAUUCACCGACUAA